Messenger RNA from Oenanthe melanoleuca, 888 nucleotides. RefSeq names its product T cell leukemia homeobox 3 (gene TLX3). Gene Ontology annotation, molecular function: RNA polymerase II cis-regulatory region sequence-specific DNA binding; DNA-binding transcription factor activity, RNA polymerase II-specific. The coding region runs from base 1 to 888 and encodes 295 amino acids. Lineage: Eukaryota; Metazoa; Chordata; Aves; Passeriformes; Muscicapidae. Gene Ontology annotation, biological process: regulation of transcription by RNA polymerase II; animal organ development. The transcript has 3 exons. Gene Ontology annotation, cellular component: nucleus. The record is from RefSeq and is a predicted model, not a curated record.
AUGGACCCGCCGAGGAUGGACCCGCCGGGGCCGGCGCAGGGCCAGCACCAGCACGAGCCCAUCAGCUUCGGCAUCGACCAGAUCCUCAACAGCCCCGAGCAGGACAGCGCUCCCCCGCCGCCGCCCCCCCGGGGCCCCGACGGCGCGACCUUCCUGGGCGGCCCCGGCGGCCGCGGCGGCGCUCCCUACCCGGCCCUGCCGGCCCCCUUCCCGGCCAUCGCCGCGCCCUUCGAGGACUCGGGAUCGUACAGUGUGAACCUCAGCCUGGCCCCGGCCGGCGUGAUCCGGGUGCCGGCGCACAGGCCUAUCCCCGGGGCCGUGCCGCCGCCCAUCUCCAGCGCCAUCCCGGCCAUGCCCGCCGUGCCCAGCCUGGGCAGCCUCAACUUCCCCUGGAUGGAGAGCAGCAGGCGCUUCGUCAAGGACAGGUUCACAGCGGCCGCGGCGCUGACGCCCUUCACGGUGACACGGCGGAUCGGGCAUCCCUACCAGAACCGGACUCCGCCGAAGCGCAAGAAACCGCGGACAUCCUUCUCCCGGGUGCAGAUCUGCGAGCUGGAGAAGCGCUUCCAUAGGCAGAAGUACCUGGCCUCGGCCGAGCGCGCUGCCCUCGCCAAGUCCCUCAAGAUGACGGACGCCCAGGUGAAGACCUGGUUCCAGAACCGGCGCACCAAGUGGCGGCGGCAGACGGCGGAGGAGCGGGAGGCCGAGCGGCAGCAGGCGAGCCGGCUGAUGCUGCAGCUGCAGCACGACGCCUUCCAGAAGUCGCUGAACGAGUCGAUCCAGCCCGACCCGCUGUGCCUGCACAACUCGUCGCUGUUCGCGCUGCAGAACCUGCAGCCCUGGGAGGAGGAGAGCGCCAAGAUCCCUCCGGUGACCUCCCUGGUGUGA